Messenger RNA from Ylistrum balloti, 5795 nucleotides. Its product is annotated as ubiquitin carboxyl-terminal hydrolase 35-like. The transcript is spliced from 8 exons. NCBI's taxonomy places the organism in Eukaryota, Metazoa, Mollusca, Bivalvia, Pectinida, Pectinidae. Bases 95 to 3004 code for a protein of 969 amino acids. Gene Ontology annotation, molecular function: cysteine-type endopeptidase activity; cysteine-type deubiquitinase activity. Gene Ontology annotation, biological process: protein deubiquitination. Gene Ontology annotation, cellular component: nucleus; cytosol. The record is from RefSeq and is a predicted model, not a curated record.
AAAGAAGCCGAUGUUUUGAACGACUCUUGAGUAUGAAACCGUGGUAAACAUAAAUUGAAUCAGAAGUAUAAAUUGAUGUCUUGGAACAAACAAGAUGGACAAUAUAUUGGUUGGAAUCCUGUCUUCUACACAUCCAGACAGCUUGAAAAAACAACUGAUUCAGAAGAUAGCUGCACGAGGUUCUCACCCACAGCCUGUGAAGGUGAUACAGUCAGUCCUGGAGCUGAUGGUUAAAUGGUAUUUGGAGGGAGACUCAGAUGUAGCUAUAAGUGAGGGACUGUCUGUGUACAAGCUGUGGGCCAAAUACAAUCUGUCUGUCUUUGAAGAAUAUUUUAAUCGUCAAUUUCUGCUGAAUCUCUUAUCCAGUACCUACAGAAAUGAAGCAAAUGCAGUCUCUCUUCUUCAUGAGAGUAUGAUUCUCUUACAGCGCUCGUCGGUGUGUAGCGGCCACAUGCAGGUUAUUGAAGCCAAGGCAAUCAGUUACAUCAGAGAACAUCCCUCUCUUCCAUGCCUUUCAAAUUUUGCCAAGUUUCUGAAGGAAUUUCGUUCUUGUAUUCCCAAGGGAGACUUUACCGGACGUUUUUGUGUAGCUCUUAUAGAUGGACUUAGUAUCUGUUCUGUUCCAGAAAGCCAUGAAGAUGUUCAUCAGUAUGUGCUUGAGGCAGAAACUGUCUCUAGUCUGAUAAAAGAUAUUUGGGACAGAAGCAACACUGAGGUGGUAAUGAUGUCACUUAAAGCAAUCUUUGGUAUAAUUUCUUCUAUUGAUGAAGCUAGUGUUGAACCAUCUUUCUGUCUUGGUGCUCUUGCCCAGUACAUACCAACAGAAAUGUUAAAGGUUAUCGUGAAAUUCACAAUAAACAAUGCGAACAUUGAUAAUGCCAGCAUGACCGCAGCCCUGCAGAGGAUUGUUGAUUGGCUGCAGUGGCCCACAGCUAGAAAUAUUGACCAGUGGAUUAUAGCAUUCCUAAAGGGUUUGGCAUCAGUGAAACGAUACAGUGUUCUAAUCAGUGUUACAGAGACAAAGAUUGAACAGGUGUUUGAGAAGGUGUCCUUCCCUUUUGUUCGCAAUUCUGCAAUCAAUGUUUUAUCCCAUAUGCUGUUCAGCUUUCAACAUUCUCCAGAGCCAUUCCACAAGGUACUUCCCAUGGUACCAGUCAUAUACAGGAAGUUAAAACAGGAGAAAUCUGCAGAUGCCCAACAUGCACUGAGUAGGAUAGCAGAUGUCUUACACUGCUGCAUGUACCUUCAUGCUGGAUACCCUGACCUGUAUGAUUCUCUGCUGGUGCUUUUCAAGGAAUUUCCAAAACCUGAUGCUGAUUCUAUGAGGACAAAGUUGGAGGAAAACAAGUGGACAGCACAAAAAUCUGACAGUGCUAAUUAUAUAUCUAAAGUCACACAGAAAUCAGAGACUGGCAAAACGGGGCUCUUCAACCUGGGAAAUACUUGUUUCCUUAACAGUGUCAUACAGACACUGUAUAUGUGUGAUGAUUUUAGGAGAGCAGUUUUAGCACAUGCCCCAUCUCCAUGUCAACCCCUGAUGGUGAAGCUGCAGUAUGUGUUUGCAUUUCUCAGCCAUACACAGAGACCUGCAUAUGCAGCUAUGACCUUUCUGCGGACAGCAAGACCCCCAUGGUUCACAGCAGGUCACCAGCAGGACUGCUCAGAGUUUCUCAAAUACCUGAUUGAUCAGCUGCAUGAACAAGAAGUCUUGGAUCUGAAAAAAGAGAUGACCAAUAACCGUGGCAAGGAUAAAGAUGGGGAUGUUACCAUGGCAACCAGUCAAGAAAAGUCUGAUGAUGAUUUGGAAACAACUGUUCGUGAACACUUUGGUGGGAAAAUGGUUACAACUUAUACCUGUUUAAAUUGCAUGAGUGAGUCUUCAAGAAUGGAACAUUUCUCUGACAUCCCUCUGGCAUUUCCUGACACAGAAAAUUCUGGUGAUGGCAUGACACUAGUUGGUGGUGAUGAUAAGAAAAAUUCUGAAGAGACUAAAUCAGGAGAGGAAUUGCCUCCAAAGGACUCCUCCACCACUAACAGUUCAUCGCCAAAGCCUAAGACAAUGGCAGUGAAACAGCUCCAUCUAAAUGAUCUGCUUCAGUAUUACUUACAACCAGAGAAGUUGACAGGUGACAAUAAGUACCACUGUGAUAAGUGUGGGGGAUUGCAGGAUGGAGAGAGGAAACUCAAGGUGCUCAAGGCACCUGAUCACCUCAUCCUCACUCUUCUUAGGUUCUCCUAUAAUGUGAAGCUCCAGACAAGAUCAAAGACAUUCCAGGAGGUCAAAUACCCUAGAACUUUGAUCCUUCCUGUGGAAAAUCCACCAGUUUCUUCAAAAGAGGAUGUUAAUAAAAGAAAGUCAUUACGUAGUGCAGUAACUGGACAGAUAGAGCAGUGUGGUGUGAAUGUGAACACAAAACGAGGUGAGGUGUAUGGACUAUGUGGGGUGGUGGUCCACUCUGGAACGUCCUCUGAUUGUGGCCACUACUAUUCCUAUGCACGUCACUCCAUUUUCUGUGAUCCUGAUACAAUCUGUGAUAGCCUCCACAACUGCAAAAGUGAGGAUGAUGUAGACUUUUUGCAGGACAAGUGGUAUUUGUUCAAUGACAAUCGUGUCUCACAUGCAAGUUAUAGCUCUUUCUGUGAUGUUACACAAAGAUUUACAAAAGACACAGCUUAUGUUUUGUUCUACAAAAGGAUUGAUACAAAAAAUGCAGAGAAACAGGAACUGAAUAUGAACAAAUCUCUUCAAGCUAAAGAUGUUGACCCUCCACUCCGUAUGGACCUUAGGAUGACUCUCAGUAAAGACAAUGCAAUGUUCUUACAGGAACAAGAAACUAUGGCACGAAAGAAGAGCCAAAUAAAAAGGCCAGGGUCAGCAAGCACUUCUUCCUGGUUUAAUUGGCAGCGACGUGAUGAGGAUGAUGAACCUCCUGGCAGCUGUGGAGGUGGGGGAGGGGGCAAAUAUGGGGAUCUAGACACAUCAGGGGCAAAAUUCAUAUUCUGAAGAGGUCAGCUAAUAUGAUCAGUCUGAAGUAACCAGAUGCAACCACCUUGGAUUCUUCAGAAAGAAUUACAAUUCAGAGAAAAUUAUGUAGAUUAAUUACAUAUUAAUUCAAAGUACAGUGUGUUGUGUUCUUGACAUUCUGUCUGAUUGAAAAGGAUUUGUUAAAAUAUGACAUCUUCAUUUAGGUUUUUUAAAGUAUACUUUAAAACAACCCUCUUUUGCAGGCGACUUAUCUUCGCAGUUUCAUGAUCAAAGCAACAUCACAAAAAUUAAUGGACAUGAAAUAGACAGAUUUCAUAGUUAACCAGAGUUACUGUGUGAUAGCUAUUUAUCUGAUGUGUAAUUUAUCCUGAACCUACAUGUACAGUACAUUUUGUUUUAAUUCAAAGUUAAAUUCAGUGUCGAAAAUAAUUUAUUCCCUUGAGUUUUUCACGGACCACUUAAGUGGAGUCCCCGAGAUCAGUAGAAUACUUGAAUUCUAUAACUGGAUCACUUAUUGACCUUCACAUUGCUGUCUUAACAAAAACACAAAACACCUUCUUUGGAAUUUUAUUAGACUGGUUUAUCCCUCUAGAUAUAGUAUGCUGUUAAUAAGAUGUCAAAAGUUGUUUUGAUCUUAUAUGAACAGGUCACUACUGACCCAUGUCCCUCAGUCCUCCAGUAAGCACAACUGCCAUAGACAAUUAGCUACCAAAUAUACCCAGGUAAGGCUUAUGUAAGGAAGAAUUUAAAGAACAAUUUAAAUGCCAUAAUUAUGGAACAAUAUACAAAGGUAUAUCGCUACAAACUUGUGAUAUUACUGAGACUACGAAAGUUCUACCUGUCAAAGAAAGUUGGUUUAUAGUACAUGUUAAACAACAUACAAUAUUAGAAUAUUGUGCAUCCAGUACAAUGGCACCUUGUCAAUCGAGAUUCUUUUUAUCAUAUCAUCAAGUUCCUUGUUUGGAAUUUUCAUUCUAUAUAGAAAUUUAGUUUUCUACUUGUUUAUCUGAUUCAAUGGGUGAAAUUUCUCUGUACAUACAUUUUGAUUCUGAUCAGAUAUAUUUUGGCGAUAUUAACGUGCGGUCAUGUUGUAAUGAAGUAAACAAACAAGUUCAAUACAUUUACCAUAACAUGGGUAUCUGAAUAAGAUUAAAUCAAUCUGUCAAUGAUUUCUUCAUCAGACAAAUUCUGACUGGGUAUUUUUCACUGCCGAGUCCACAAAUUGUGACAUUUGGUAAUGAUGCCAAAGUACUGUUACAUGUUUUAUAUGUCUCACGAUAUUUAUGACCUGGUCAUAUCAACUGGCCUAACAGUCUAGUAUUAUGAUAAAAGUUAAGCACAGACCUGUUUUAAGAGUAGGUACUAAUACAAUUACCAACAUUAGUUAUUGUUAAAUAUACAUUAGUCAUAUACAGUCAACAUGAUCUGUGUCACCGUAUGAACAAGGUCCUUGAUGAUUUAAGUGAUUUUGUAUGUUCUAUAACUUCAUGAGAUAAUUUGCAUCUUCCUCUCCAGAGAAAAGUACACAAUAUAUUGGGAGGUAUACAGUACCUUGCAUUAUAUAUAUAUAUGUAUAUUGACAUGUUUUAUUAAAAGCAUUUCAUCUCUAUUUCUGAUGGUGAUUCUUUGUGAGGACAAUUCAGAAGUAAACUUUUGUGACUUACAAUGCAAGUAUCAGUCGCAACAAGCUCAGGAUAUGUUGGUUGUAGGUUUAUUAAUCUCGUCUCGUCUAGAUGAGAUUAAUACACCUACAACCAACAUAUGCUGAGCUUGUUGUGGUUGGUACUUGUGUUGUGAGCCCCUAUCCCUCAAUCACCCUGCAUACCGGGUGGUAUCCGAGCAGGGGAUAUCGGGAACACCCAAACUUACAUCAAGAACCACAGCAUUGGUUCUAGUCUCUGGAAUUUAUGCUCGUGUGAUUGAAGUUCAAAUGUACAAUGAUAUCAAAAGGAUAUGAUCCUCAUUUUGAAGGAGUCUUCAUUGUUUAAUUAACUUUCAAGGUUGACAUUGCAGAUAAACAGAUUUGUUGUAUCAUAUGCUUGCAUGGUUUUUGUAAUGUUUGAGUGUGAAUAUCAUUUUUAUAAAUGUAUAGCUUUAAGCAGAGGUGCUGUUGCCAGUUAUAUUUCAUCAGUUUGUUAUAUCUGUGCACAAUUAUUGCCAGAGUGAUUCCAAAUAUGUUGUUUCUACCCAGUUUUGAUUAGAACUGUAAUUAAUUUUGAGUUAUCUCCCUUUAUAAUUCAUUUCACCCAGCAAAUAUAUUUUUGUAUACUUGACGACAAUAUUGUUUACACAUCUGGUUCAUGACUCUACUCUGCUGAAAAUAUUGAAAUAUUGUACAGAUGUACCACUGCUUGACAUUUCCUUAGUUCUGACUUAUACAUACUGUGAUGAAUAUAUAUAUUCCUGUAUUUGGUUAGGAAGAGUAUAGAUAUUUGAUAUAUAUAUAGGUCAGCAUUGUUUGAUGUUGAAAUACAAUCAGUUAAAUAUCAGGCAUUUAGUUUAGGCCAGUUGAAACUGGAUCUCACUAUCUACACUUUCCAAACUUGAUAAAUCUAGGUCAGCCAUGAAUCCCAGACUUUGCCUUUUCGCUUCUUUCCAUGUUUCAUUAAGCAAAGUAAUUGGUAAAGAUAACUUUUUUUUAUUAAUUUGAUUAUAAAUAAACAUCUGUUGAUGCAGAAUUUCUUAUUCAUAAUCCUAUUUACUGCUACUGAAUUAAUUACAUUGUUAUUUGUUAUAAAAAUCUAAAAUACAUCAUAUUUUUGUAUAUGUAUAUCUACUGUAAAAUCAUACUCUUUUGUGUGGAUAAUUU